Messenger RNA from Tigriopus californicus, 1288 nucleotides. RefSeq lists its product as uncharacterized. The record is from RefSeq and is a predicted model, not a curated record. NCBI's taxonomy places the organism in Eukaryota, Metazoa, Arthropoda, Copepoda, Harpacticoida, Harpacticidae. Bases 116 to 1141 code for a protein of 341 amino acids. The transcript has 7 exons.
CCAAACUAAUUUCUAUCAUCAUGACCCACACCAAUAUCAUUAUCUUGACCAAGACUCUGGGUAUCAACCAGCAUUCUCACUUGGACAAUCCAUCAGGAAAGCUUUCGGUCAUCAGAUGCAAGCUCAAAGCCGCCAAGGAUUAAUUCAAGCCAUCACUCCGAUUGGAUUAUUGUUGACCUUGAUCGCCACCAUUGCUGUCAGCCUUUACACGAGCUAUAUCAAUGGGGAAAAUAACCGAAGAUUCCAAGAAUCAUUGAACAAUAACAACAAUAAUCCAGCUCCAGCUCCAGCUCCAGCGCCAAGACCUGUUGCAAUAAGCCAGUUUAUUUCAAUCCUGAUUAAAGUCCCCGGAGCAGGAGCUGGAAUUAACAUCCGUCUUACUCGAAGGCAAAGACAAGCACCCAUCAUUGGGCAGACCAACGCACAAGGAGAGUUCAGAACCUCCGUGUUACGUAAUGUUCCGAUUGAGGUGACCAUAAGCGGGAAAAUAGACGACGAUAAUGUAAUCGAUGUCACUCAGAGAAUCACACCAUCUUCCACAGCCGCUGAGUUUGUCAUACCCACAUUCAAAAAGGAAGAGGUGGAAGCGGGGACAUACAAGGUGAUUUUGAGCUGGUCUUCAACUGUCCUUGAUCUGGACUUGGCAGCCUUGAGAAGAGUCGAUGGGUCAUGCAAUUGUUUGCACUUCUUUGGUGGCGAAGAGGGCUCAUCAUGCGGAACGGACCAAGAAGUUUUACUCGACGAGGAUAAUAUCUUGAGCACUGGCAUUGAAGUCCUGACCAUUCAACCUAAAAUGCCCCGAUCUAUCGAUUCUUCCGAUGCCAUGCCAACAAUAUAUGACAUUUUUGUUCAUAACCCAGAAGAGGUACCAAGUAUAGCGAGAUCUGGUGCGAUCAUCACAGUGUUCGGUCAGCAAACUUCGGCGAAUGUCCUAACUUCGAAAUCGGAGAUUGAGCCAACUUCGCUAUCGGUGAAUGUCCCAACUUCGGACCCCAACUCAAAUAGCUUAUUUUGGUUGGCGGGUUCUUUAAAUCUUGAGACUGGAAUACUUGAACCAACGUCCGCUUCUGAGUCUUUUGCUGAUUUGACAACCGAAGGUGAUUGUACCGAACUUAUCGAGCAAGCCUAUGGUGGUAUUUAGGAAAAUCGAGUUUAGUCAACCUACCAUAUUGGUAAACAUGCUAGUCUGAGAAAUAAUAAUAGUAUUUCAUUUAUUUUCAUAUGAUACAAUAUAAUGUAUGAUACAAUGAUUAUAUGAUACAAUAUAAUGUACAAUAUAAUCUUUUCU